Dioscorea cayenensis subsp. rotundata (Guinea yam) is the source of this 1736-nucleotide messenger RNA. Its product is annotated as nucleobase-ascorbate transporter 3-like. NCBI's taxonomy places the organism in Eukaryota, Viridiplantae, Streptophyta, Magnoliopsida, Dioscoreales, Dioscoreaceae. The record is from RefSeq and is a predicted model, not a curated record. Gene Ontology annotation, molecular function: transmembrane transporter activity. Gene Ontology annotation, biological process: transmembrane transport. Gene Ontology annotation, cellular component: plasmodesma; plasma membrane.
ACAGAGAGGACUCAGAGGAGAUGGUGGAGACCAGCACCACUGCACAUCCACCGGUUCAACCACCGCCGCCGUUGAGGCCUCCGGUGGCUGGCGGAGGCCCUGUCCAUCCUCCAUUGGAGCAGCUCCACCACCUUCACUUCUGCAUUCACUCCAACCCCUCUUGGCAUGAAGCAAUUAUACUUGGAUUUCAACACUACAUUGUGAUGCUGGGAACAGCUGUUAUGCUAGCCACUGUUCUUGUUCCCCAAAUGGGAGGGAACCAUGGCGAUAAGGCACGCACAAUUCAGACGAUGUUGUUUAUGACUGGAGUGAAUACUUUACUGCAAACAUUCAUUGGAACCAGACUCCCAACAGUGAUGAGCCCAUCCUUUGCAUUUAUCAUCCCUGUGAUAUCUAUAAUCCGAGACUUCACCUUGCGACCUUUUGACGAUGAGCACGAGAGAUUUGUUCAUACCAUGCGAGCUAUUCAAGGAGCUUUAAUCAUUUCUUCAUGCCUUAAUAUUGUUAUCGGAUAUACCAAAGCAUGGGGUAACUACUCAAGAUUCUUUAGUCCUGUUGUUAUCGUUCCCGUUGUUUGUGUCGUCGGUCUUGGCCAGUUUGAGCGCGGUUUCCCUCAGGUUGGAAAAUGUGUGGAGAUUGGAUUGCCGAUGUUAAUAAUAUUGGUUAUCAUCCAACAAUAUAUGAAGAACAUCCAUGAGAGGACACAAUUAAUGUUUGAGAGGUUCGCGUUACUUCUCUGCAUUGUCGUGGUGUGGUCUUUUGCGGCGAUCCUUACUGUCGGUGGCGCAUACAACAAUGUCCCUGAGAAGACAAAGAUUCAUUGCCGUACCGAUCGAACAUACCUUAUGUCAUCUGCUCCAUGGAUAAAAAUUCCAUACCCAUUUCAGUGGGGUGCGCCGAUAUUUAGCGCAAGCCAUGUAUUCGGAAUGAUGGGUGCAACACUUGUUGCAGCUGUUGAGUCAAGCGGAACAUAUUACGCGGCAGCGCGCCUAGCCGGUGCAACACCACCACCUGCUCAUGUUCUUACCCGAAGCAUUGGUCUGCAGGGUGUCGGAAUGCUGCUCGAAGGAAUAUUCGGUGCUGCUGCUGGUUCAACUGCAUCAGUUGAAAAUGCAGGACUUCUUGGAUUGACUCGAGUAGGAAGUCGAAGAGUUGUGCAGAUAUCAUCCGGUUUUAUGAUAUUUUUCUCAAUCUUUGGGAAGUUUGGCGCUUUCUUCGCUUCAAUCCCUUUUCCAAUAUUUGCUGCCAUGUACUGUGUUCUCUUCGGCAUUGUUGCUGCUGUUGUAAUCUCAUUUAUUCAGUUCUCAAACAACAACUCAAUGAGAAACCUAUACAUUAUCGGUCUCUCGCUCUUCCUCGGCAUGUCAGUCCCGCAAUAUUUCAAUGAGUUCACUGCAUCUGGACCUGUCAAGACCAAUGCUGGAUGGUUCGAUGAGAUACUAAACACUGUUUUCUCAUCUGCUCCGACUGUGGCAAUGAUAGUCGCGACGGUGCUGGAUAACACACUGGAGGUUGUGAACACGGAUGCGGAUAGAGGUCUUGCAUGGUGGCUUCCCUUCCAAUCAAAAUAAAUGAAAUCAUUCCAACCAGAUACCUCUGAAAAUUGUCCCCUUUUUAUAUCUGUGAACUUCAGUACAGACUGUUACAUAAAUGUUUAUUUCCUGUUCAAAUCUAUCAUUCAAAGCUACCAUAAUUGGUAUAAUGUUGAGAAACAAUGAACCUAUGCGGUUAUCAGA